This is a messenger RNA of Sinocyclocheilus grahami, 4176 nucleotides long. RefSeq names its product cysteine-rich motor neuron 1 protein-like. The transcript is spliced from 16 exons. Gene Ontology annotation, cellular component: extracellular region; plasma membrane. Gene Ontology annotation, molecular function: serine-type endopeptidase inhibitor activity; protein binding. NCBI's taxonomy places the organism in Eukaryota, Metazoa, Chordata, Actinopteri, Cypriniformes, Cyprinidae. The record is from RefSeq and is a predicted model, not a curated record. Bases 553 to 3453 code for a protein of 966 amino acids.
CUCAGCAGCGAGCGCAAGCGGUAGACAAGAGACGGACGCGAUAGCUGGAAACAUUUAUUCACACAGCUGAAUGAAUCUCUGCUGGCAACAAAAAAAUAACAGGACCACGUUUCCUCCGACUGGGAACUACUGAAAAACACCGCGCGUUGGCUUUAUAGGCGCAGGACAGGCUUGCAUACGAAAGACUCCAAGGAAGAGACGCGUGAGGAAAGUUUUCCUACGCGAAAACAAACUGGACGGAACAGUGCCGAAAUCGUGACGCAUAAGCCAUGCACUGGUUAUACAGCGUGGGAUAGUUCUUCUGGUGUCUUUCGUUUGAAGGGGAUGCCUUUUUGUUGGCUUUCUGCAACAAAAGUUUGACACCAGGAACGCCAUAUUAUUCUGUUCGACAAGAAAACGCGUCUUUCUGAGCGGAACAUUUCUCGCGCUCACCAGCCCAGAGUCGCUGUUUUCUUCUGUUAUUUGUUGGUUUGGCUGGAGGAUCCGUUCCUCGUCGUGUAGUUUGGGGGACAGGGGGGUGGUUUGGAUAUCUAUAUUUUUCACUUUUCCUUCAUGGCCUCAUCCAGGAUGUAUCUUCUUAUGAAAUGCAUGCUGAUUUUCCAACUUGUGGGGUUGAUCGCGAAGAACAGUCGGGCGCUCAUUUGUUUGCCCUGUGAUAAGUCCAAAUGCGAGGAGCCCAAGCACUGUACGGGUACCGUGGUGUUGGGGAUCUGCGGCUGCUGCUCGGUUUGUGCCAAGCAGAAGAACGAGAGCUGCGGCGGCGUUUACGGUCUGUACGGGACCUGCGACCGCGGACUCCGGUGCGUGAUCAGACCCCCGUUAAACGGCGGCUCCAUCACGCAGUACGAGGUUGGAGUUUGUGAAGAUGAAAACUGGGAUGACGACCAGCUCUUGGGCUUUGAGCCAUGCAAUGAAAACCUGGUUACGGGCUGUAACAUAAUUGAUGGGAAGUGUGAAUGUGACAGUGUACGAACAUGCAACAACCCAUUUGAGUUCGCUAGCCAGGAAGCCUGUCAGACAGCCCUGCAGAAGAUUGAAGAGGAAAGGCCGGACUGCUCCAAGGCGAGAUGUGAGGUGCAGUUUUCUCCACGCUGCCCUGAGGACUCUAUAUUGAUCGAGGGCUAUGCUCCACCAGGUGAAUGUUGCCCCCUACCCAGCCGCUGCGUGUGUAGCCCAGCCGGGUGUCUGAGGAAAGUUUGCCAGCCCGGGCACCUCAACAUCCUUGUAUCCAAGAGCUCAGGCAAACCUGACGAGUGUUGUGAUCUCUACGAAUGCAAACCAGUGUUCAGUGUAGACUGCAGCACAGUAGAGUGUCCACCAGUGAAGCCCGUCCAGUGUCCGGCGGACAGCUAUGAGACUCAGGUCAGACUGACAGCAGAUGGCUGCUGCACCCUUCCUACCAGAUGUGAGUGUUUGCCUGGCCUCUGCACCUUCCCACAGUGCUCAGCGGGGACUUCCCCACAGGUCGUGUCCCAUGGUGAUGGAACACCUGGGAGGUGCUGCGAUGUGUUUGAGUGCGUCAACGACCCCAUCUACCCAGUGCUCAAUUUAGCCGGCUGCUAUGUGAAUGGGCAGAUCCUGGCACACGGAGACCAUUGGCGUGAGGAUGACUGUACCUUCUGCCAGUGUGUGAGUGGAGAGGCCCGCUGUGUGGCAGCUGCCUGCGGCCACAGCUGUCUCAAUCCUGUCACUGUGCCCGGAGAGUGCUGCCCUGUGUGUGAGGAACCCACCUACAUCACUAUGGUGCCCCCUGCCUGCGGUUCACUGGACAACUGCACGCUGGUGGAAAAGAGCUGCCUGUACGGCUUCCGGAUGGACUCCAACGACUGCAGGAUGUGCAGCUGCAAGACACGAGAAGAGUUGUGCAGUGGUCUAAUUGCCAGCUGCACUCUGAAAUGCCCUUUUGGCUUCCAGACUGACAUUCACGGCUGUGAUGUUUGCCAGUGUCGCCCACGUCACAAGAAGUGCAAAGCUGUGGCCUGUGCCAAGGACUGCCCAUUCGGCUAUAUUAAGAACAAGCAUGGCUGUGACACCUGUCGUUGUAAGAAAUGCCCUGAACUUCCAUGUGACAUGUCCUGUCCAAUGGGCUUCCAACAUGAUGAGUUGGGCUGUCUGAUUUGCCAGUGUAGAGAUCAGAGCUCAUCGUCUGUGGCUCCAGCAGUGAAAUCGGGCUCCUGCUUGUCUAUGGAUGGCCGCAGGCACGAGAACGGGCAGAGCUGGCAUGACGGAUGCAGGGACUGUUACUGCCAUGCCGGGAGAGAAAUGUGUGCCCUUAUUUCUUGCCCGGUUCCCCCCUGUGAUAACCCCACCAUCCGAUCCGGCCACUGCUGCCCCACCUGUCCAGAAGAGUCCAGUUCCCAUAAACCGGAGCUGAGUGAGGCGUCCGUGUGUUUGGCUCCGGGUGGAGAGUACUUUGUGGAGGGAGAGACGUGGAACAUUGACUCCUGCACUCAGUGCACCUGCCACAGCGGCCGUGUGCUCUGUGAGACGGAGGUGUGCCCGCCCCUGCUCUGCCACAGUCCAAUCAGAACGCAGGAUUCCUGCUGCCCUCACUGUCCAGAUGAUCCAGUCAUCCCUCAGACGACCAGUAACAACAGCAUGUCCAGCUACUGCAGGAAUGAGGAUGGUGAUAUCUUCUUGGCUGCUGAGUCCUGGAAGCCCAACAUCUGCUCCAGUUGUGUGUGUCUAGACGGAGCCAUCAGCUGCUUCUCUGAGUCCUGCCCACCGGUCAACUGCGCCCGGCCCAUGCUCAGAAAGGGCCAGUGUUGCCCAUACUGUCUAGAUGCCACGCCGAGGGCCGUGUGUCAUUUCAACGGGAAGACUUACAUGGACGAGGAGCGAUGGGACAUUGACAGCUGCACUCACUGCUACUGCCUGCAAGGCCAGACCCUCUGCUCGACUGUCAGCUGUCCUGUCUUACCCUGCCAUCAGCCGGUCACCGUGGAGGGCAGCUGCUGCCCCAUGUGUCCAGAGAGUUACGCUCCCACAAACGUGCCCAUCGAGAAGACGGACCAACGAGGAGACAAGCAGAGACAUCAACCAGCCUGGCCGACUCACAGCGAAAACGAUAUUAUUCCACAGUUCAGAGGUGACUUCGGAAGUCUGCAGAUGCCCUACCUAGACGGCAAGGCACCACUACCCAGUGAGGAUGCUGGUCUGCACUGGGCCUGGGUGGCACUGCCCAUCCUAAUGGUGAUGCUCACUAUCGCCGCCCUGCUGUUGGUCAACCAGCGUAAGCAGUGGAUCCCUGUGCCUUGUUACCGCACUCACAAUAAGUCCACAUGUCUCAAUAACCAGCUGGUGUAUGUGGACUGCCAGAAGGGGACGGAGGUCCAGGUGGACAGCUCCCAACGCAUGCUACGCAUUGCAGAUCCUGACUCAAGAUACAGCGGUUACUACAGCAUGCAGAAACACAGCAACCUGCAAGCUGACAACUUUUACCAGACCGCGUGAGACACAGGAGAGAGAGAGAGAGUGAGUGAAUGAGAAAGAGAGAGACUGAGCCCGUGUUCAGCUGCCAAACCUUUGCGCACAUGGACACCUCUAAAAAAACUGUAGAGAUGGACAAAGCCACCAAACCAAGUGGUCAGAGAAGAGACCCUGAUACCGAAUAACAAUUAUACUAUUCACAUAAGUCACUCCAAACAAAUCGAAAAAAUAUAUCACACGUCGACACCCGAAAGUCUCACCAGGAGAUGGAAGCCGCACCUAUGUAACCGAACCAUUACGGAGUGUGAUUGUUAAAUUGGAGAGGACUCUUCCAGAAUAUUUUUGUGAAUCAGAGGUAUGGUAGGUUGAGCAUCAUUUGUGUAAGCGUGAUAUUUCGUUGAUGUUCAGGCACAAGUUGAAGGUAGUCGUGAAGUCAAAUGAACGUUUUUGGGAUUAGGACAACUGGGGUGUUGUUUUUGUUUGUUUGUUUUUAACAAUAUUUUUCCUGCAUUCCUAACUUUUUCCGUUGGAAAAGAGAGAAAUUAUUUUAGGAGCGAUAACUUUUGACACAUGUGCUUGUGUGAACACUUAAUGCUGAACCAAAGCUCCUCUGCCUACGAAACCAGGCCGGGCGAGAGGCCGAGGAGGGACGUUCACUUCCCUGAGACAGAGGAGACGCUGGACUGUGUACGAAGCACAGCAGAGAGAUGAGUAGAGGGAAAAUCAGACGAAAGAAAAUCUGUUGUU